This is a messenger RNA of Eriocheir sinensis (Chinese mitten crab), 1460 nucleotides long. Its product is annotated as transcription factor MafK-like. Gene Ontology annotation, molecular function: DNA-binding transcription factor activity, RNA polymerase II-specific; RNA polymerase II cis-regulatory region sequence-specific DNA binding. The transcript is spliced from 4 exons. Gene Ontology annotation, cellular component: nucleus. Gene Ontology annotation, biological process: regulation of transcription by RNA polymerase II. NCBI's taxonomy places the organism in Eukaryota, Metazoa, Arthropoda, Malacostraca, Decapoda, Varunidae. The coding region runs from base 122 to 556 and encodes 144 amino acids. The record is from RefSeq and is a predicted model, not a curated record.
AAUCACCUUCGUGACUCAGCACGUCUCCUCGCCUCCUCCUCCACCUUUCUCUCCCGCCGUAGACGCCGCAGUCCAGUCCCGUCCACGGCCCUCCAGCACGCGCACGACUCGCCACCUAGCUAUGGACAGGAGAGCCGUCAAGAGCGCUCACCUGGCAGGCUCAGAUCAACAUUCUUCACAGAGAGAAGAAUGGCCACCCCUAUCCCCCCCACCCUGUGACAUCAGUGAUGAUGAACUUGUCAGCAUCAGUGUUAGAGACCUGAACCGUCAACUCAAACUACGUGGACUAUGUCGAGAGGACAUCAUUAAGAUGAAACAGCGCCGACGAACACUGAAGAACAGAGGAUAUGCGGCCAGUUGCCGCAUAAAGAGAAUUGAGCAGAAGGAUGAACUGGAGUCUGAACGCACAACGGAGCAGGUGGACAUUGAAAAGCUGAUGAAUGACAAUUUGAGCAUGAGAUCAGAGAUUGACAGACUCUACCAGAACUAUGAAGCCCUAAAAAAGUUUGCAAAUUUAAAGAAUAUUCCUUUGCCUCAAGACUUAGAGUCCCUGUGACGGGAGCUGCUGCUGUAGCUAGUUAGGGUCACUGCAUCUGUAUUCUGUUGAUAGCAGGCAACAGAGACCGUUGUGACCUCCUAGGUUCACUACAGCAUUUUAUAUGUAUGAUGCAUUCCAGGGAAAUUGCAUUCACCCAGUGGGCACACUUUGAGUCAGCCAAACCUUCACUCAAGAAAAUGGUGCUUUUAGCUAAAUAUUUUGUCAUAGUCUAUUUUUAGUGUUUCUCUUGAGGGGAGAUGGCCAUUGUAUGGGUGAUGAGGCUUAUUUGGUGUUUUCCUGAGCCUCAUGCCAUCUCGCUGGGUGAAAGGCAAAACUAGGGUUUCAGUAUUUACUAAGGGUUAUGAAGCCAAUUUUAACUCAUGAGGCUAUUUUAUUGUGCCUUCUUAUUGUUGGUGUGCUGGAGCAAGUCUCCCAUACAGAACAAUGAAGAAUUUUAUUGAAUGUGUGAUUUUAUGUUUAUGUAAGAAACAUCUUUACUAUUAAAUGAUACAAUUAAUGGCUUGUUGUAUUGAAGAAAGUUGCAUUUUUUGUUGGAUUUUUACUAACUUAUGAGUUUGCAUAUGACAAAGAGGAUUGAAUAGGCACUUUGAUAUGUACCAGAUGUGCCAUGUUAAGAUUUAGUGCAAAUGCAAAGCUGACUCGUAUAAUAGCCGAUAUAUAUAUUUUUUCAAAUGAGUACUAGCUACUGUUGCAGUGAGUUCAAGCAUCAAACUGGUCUUGUGAGGAAUCUCAUGGGAAGAAGUGCCACAAUAUUUUGGGUUUACUGUUUUGCUGUUUUAGUAAUUAACAGUAAAGAAUGUACUUCAGCAUUAUUAGUUAUCAUAUGAUAAGUUAAAUGGUAUGUACCAAUAAGUAGUUGGUAUAGUUCAAAUAUUGUACAAUAAAUUAUGAUGUUUUAUAA